Lactuca virosa is the source of this 2517-nucleotide messenger RNA. The record is from the annotation of a GenBank genome assembly. Lineage: Eukaryota; Viridiplantae; Streptophyta; Magnoliopsida; Asterales; Asteraceae.
AUGUCGAAUCCGAAAGUAGUCUAUGAUGGGUGGAUGGUGCGAUAUGGGAGGAGGAAAAUUGGGAGAUCUUUCAUUCAUAUGAGAUAUUUCGUUCUUGAAUCAAGGUUGCUUGCUUAUUACAAGAGGAAGCCUCAGGACAAUGUGGUUCCAAUCAAAACUAUGGUUAUCGAUGGCAACUGUAGAGUGGAGGAUCGAGGAUUAAGAACACAACAUGGCCAUAUGGUAUAUGUUUUGUUAAUCUACAGUAAGAAGGACAAACACAAUCGAAUUACGAUGGCAGCUUUCAACAUCCAGGAAGCACUUAUUUGGAAAGAAAAAAUCGAGUCUGUUAUUGAUCAGCAUCAGGAGUCACUGGUUGCUAAUGGAAAUAAAUAUCAUUCUUUUGAAUAUAAAUCUGGAAUGGAUAGUGGAAGAAAUGCUUCCUCAUCAGAUCAAGAAAGCCAAUAUAGUGCAGCUGAAGAUGAAGAAGAUUCACGUCCAAGUUUGAUGCGAAGAACAACAAUUGGAAAUGGUCCUCCUGAAUCAAUAUUGGAUUGGACUCAAGAAACUUCAACAUUAUCAAGCCAAAAUAACCACAAUCAGGCAUUCUCUAGAAAACACUGGCGUCUCCUUCAAUGCCAAAAUGGACUUCGUAUCUUUGAAGAGCUACUUGAAGUUGAUUUCCUUCCAAAAAGCUGUAGUAGGGCUAUGAAGGCUGUAGGUGUUGUAGAAGCCAGCUGUGAAGAAAUAUUUGAGCUUGUAAUGAGCAUGGAUGGGACCCGCUCUGAGUGGGAUUGUAGUUUCCAAGAUGGAAGCUUGGUUGAAGAGGUGGAUGGACAUACAGCAAUUCUAUAUCACAGACUUCAGCUUGAUUGGUUUCCAACAUUUGUGUGGCCACGUGACCUUUGUUAUGUGCGAUAUUGGCGCCGAAAUGAUGAUGGAAGUUAUGUUGUACUAUUUUGCUCAAGGGAGCAUGAGAACUGUGGGCCCCAACCAGGAUACGUGCGCGCCCAUAUUGAGAGUGGUGGUUUUAAUAUCUCCCCUCUGAAGACUCGAAAUGGAAGGCCAAGAUCACAAGUUCAACAUCUUAUGCAAAUUGAUCUAAAGGGAUGGGGAGUUGGUUAUGUUUCAUCUUUUCAGCAACAUUGUUUGCUACAAAUGUUAAAUAGUGUUGCUGGAUUGAGGGAAUAUUUUGCUCAAUCUGAUGAAAGAACUGCUCCAAGAAUUCCUGUUAUGGUUAAUAUGGCAUCAUGUUCUGCUCCUUCAAAAAAGUCAAACAAGAUUCAGUUGACUUCUGUUCAUAAUCGAAGUCAAUCUCUUGAUAAUGCUGCAAAAAUGAUGGAUGAGUAUUCAGAUGAGGAUGAAGAUCUCCCAAUCCCUGAUGAAGAGGAGACGAAACGGACUGCCUUUGAAGAAGAACCCGUUGUUCAAAUCGACUUUUCUUGCUUUUCGGGUAAUCUUCGAAGAGAUGAUAACGAAAAUGGGCGUGACUGCUGGAGAAUAUCGGAUGGAAGCAACUUUAGAGUCCGUAGCAAACGUUUUUGCUAUGAUAAAUCCAAGAUGCCCGGAGGCAAACCGCUUAUGGAUCUUGUUGCUGUUGAUUGGUUUAAAGACACGAAACGAAUGGAUCAUGUUGCUAGAAGGCCUGGUUGUGCAGCACAAAUUGCGUCUCAAAAAGGACAUUUCUCCAUGGUGUUCAAUUUACAAGUGCCUGGUUCAACAAACUAUAGUAUGGUUUUUUAUUUUGUGAGCAAGGAAUUAACAACGGGAUCUUUGUUGCAACGGUUUGUUGAUGGUGAUGAUGAGUUUCGUAAUAGUAGGAUGAAACUCAUUCCAUCGGUUCCCAAGGGGUCGUGGAUAGUACGACAAAGUGUUGGAAGCACCCCGUGUCUUUUAGGAAAAGCGGUUGACUGCAACUACAUCCGUGGGGCCAAUUACUUAGAAGUUGAUGUUGACAUUGGUUCCUCUACCGUGGCUAAUGGCGUAUUGGGUCUUGUAGUCGGUGUUAUCACUAGCCUUGUGGUCGACAUGGCUUUCCUUGUACAGGCAAACACAACAGAUGAGUUGCCAGAGCGGCUUAUAGGUGCUGUUAGGGUUUCUCAUCUAGAGCUAUCGUCUGCUAUUGUUCCAAAAUUAGAACCAGAUCCAAAACCUUCUUAAAAAUCAAAGUACAAAAAUAUGAUAAAAUCUAGCAACAAUUUACAAAGGGGGACAAAAUUACAAAAAAGAAAAAAAAAACUAGUUACUUUGAAGUUAAGAAUGUCAAAAAGCUGGAUUAUGACGAAAAUCGAUUUUCAAUACUUUGAAGAGAAACUUGUUUGUGGUGGGAAUUUUCGAAUAUGAUUCAAAAGGGGAAAAACAUGGAACACCCCCUAAAAUCUUUUUAGGUUUUGAUACAUUUUCUUCUAUAUAAGAAAAAGAAUAAGGGAACAUGAAAUUUGUAUUAAUUUAUACGUACAUAGUUGUGGAAGGGUUGGAAAAUUAGUAGAUGAAAAGCUUUUGUUCAUGUUUUGGGUAUACUUUUUGUUUUGUACUAUU